This is a messenger RNA of Labeo rohita (rohu), 2599 nucleotides long. Its product is annotated as probable serine/threonine-protein kinase Sps1. Lineage: Eukaryota; Metazoa; Chordata; Actinopteri; Cypriniformes; Cyprinidae. Gene Ontology annotation, cellular component: extracellular region. Gene Ontology annotation, molecular function: ATP binding; protein kinase activity; lipid binding. Gene Ontology annotation, biological process: protein phosphorylation; lipoprotein metabolic process; lipid transport. The record is from RefSeq and is a predicted model, not a curated record.
UACCACAGACAUUGCCCUUCCCUGCAUGUUGUUCAUUUUAUCUGUGCAGGUUGUUAAAGUUUGCAUGAACUGGAAGUUGCUGCCAACCUUAUUUCAGUGUAGUGACAUAUUUGAAACUGAAACUGAAAGGGAUCCCAGGAAAUUUGAACUUUUGUGAGCUCUGGAAAUAGUCAUAGUAAAAAAUAAAUAAAUACUAAAAUACACAUCUCAUAAAGCAUUGUAUCCAAUUAAAACUACUACUGAAUAGUAACUAAUCAAAGCAUUAAAAAUGUCUUUUAAAAUUACUAAAUUAUUUGAACACGUUCAAAUAAGUAUGUUUGUAUAAAUCCAAAACCAACAUGCUUGGAGAACUGUCUUACUGAAUUAAAAAAGAAAGCACUUGGCUUGGAAUUGAUGGGCUUUUCUUAGCAGAUGAUGGGAACACAAGAAGCCGAAACAGAGGGAGUCAACAAACAACGGACUGAACAGAUUCUGGACUGGACUGUGAAGAUCUGCAUGGCAUUAAAGCACCUGCAUGAUCAACAGAUCCUGCAUAAAAACCUGCAGCCAAAGAGCUUAUUUUUCACUGCAUGUGGAACCAUUCGUCUGGGAGAGUUUGGAGUGAUUCAUGAAUGGUCCAGUGGUGCACAAAUAACAAACCCUGAAGCACUCUCAUACAUUGCACCUGAGAUUUUGAAAGGCGAACCUUAUGAUGAGAAAUCAGAAAUCUGGAAUCUGGGCUGUAUCAUCUAUGAGAUGUGCAUGCUGAAGUGUGCUUUUGCAGGAAGAAGCACGAUUGAUAUUAUUCCAAAGAUACUAAACGGCUCCUAUGAAGUUCUUCCUACGAACUUCUCUGAGGACCUUCGUCAGCUUGUAAAAGACACACUUCAGAUCGAUCCAGCGAAUCGCCCUUCUGUCAGUGAGAUCUUGAUGAGGCCUUUCAUUAUUAGACACCUUUAUGAAAUGAGCACAAAAACAGUUAAAGAGCUUAUUGUGUGUAAAAAAAAAAAAGAGAUACCCAGUGAGUCUGAAGACAAUCAAGAGGCACCUAAUGAGCCUAAAGUCUGUCUAAAGGUACUAGAAGAGCUGGCCGACGGUUUGGAGAGAGUCCACUUCAACACAACAGUUGGCAGUCUUGCAGGAGGUGUAGUAGGUUUGGCUGGAGGAAUCACAUCUAUAGUUGGACUUAUUCUCACUCCUUUUACUCUUGGAGCUUCUCUGAUAGUCACAGGAGUGGGAAUCGGUGUGGCUGUAGCUGGUGGAGUCGCAUCUGGCAUGAGCAACUUAAUAAAGAUGGCUAACGAGCGAUCAGACCGCCAAAAGGUCAAAUUGCUCAUUACGGAGCUACAAGAAAAAAUUACCUCCACAAUCUACUGCAUUCAAAACAUCCAGAUAGCAGUAGAAACUCAGAGACUGUUAUCUGAAAGCAACGAAUCAUGGUUGAAUGCAGAAUCUGGAAAAGAAACAUUGAUAAGUGCUGGAGCUCGACUUGGGCGAGGGCUGGGAGGAGUUGCAGAGCUUGUCCGUUUAGUUCAAGUCACGGGUGCUGGGAGAAUUGCAGCUCAGACCGCUAGAGUCGUGCGUGUGGCUGAAGUGGCUACAGGGGUUUUGACUGGGCUUUUUGUAGCUGUUGACAUCUUCUUUAUUGCCCUCGACUCCAUAGAAAUUCACAAGCUUCGCAGAGAUUCUGCUUCCACCAACAGAAAUGAGCAAGAGCUGCGGUCUGAGAUCAUGAAAUUUGUGAACAAAAUAAGGGAGACUAAAGAUGAGCUAAAACAGAUUCUGGAUGAAUUAAAUGUCGAACUGCAAUCACUGGAACUUCAGGCAGAACCUGAUUUUACCAAAUACGACAUGUUCCUGGAUCAACAUCUUUGUUAACCCUGGAACAACAUUGUGAUCAACCAAUCAGAUUUGAAAAAACAGUUUAUAGUUUUUGUGAAGUUUAGGCUUACAAUCAGUGUUUGGUGCAUGUACAUCAGUGUCAUUCAUCUAUCAUUUCUUCUGAUUUUAGGGAUUACUCAUGGGUAAGAUUAGGUUUAGGUGUAGGGAUGUGGUCAGGUUUAAAUUUUUGGAUUGAAAUGUCAUUCCAGGGUCAACAAAAUAUGUUGACACAGGAACACAUCUAACUCAGCAAAAUCAGGACGUGUGGAACCUCAGAUAGCAAACUAAGUUCAUAAUGCUUAGUCGUGUUCUUUCAUCAUACACAUACAAAUUUGAUCACAGCAGCAGCAUAUGUUAGGUAAAGGUUUACUAUAUAUUCUGGGUUUUCAUGCUAGUUUUUCAUGUCUAGUUUGAUUAUCACUCAAGAAGAAAAUGAGUGCUCUCUGAACUUCCAAUGAUCCAUUGAUUUUAAAUAUGAAUAUAUUGUGACUUUUCUGUUUUAGACUAUUACGUUUUUAUUUCUUGGUGUUUUGAGAACUUAACAAGGAACAUAUAAGCACAAAUGUCUUUCCUUCUGUGUUUCAGUAAAUGUAAUUUUCCAUCUUCAGUGUAAUUGCAAAUAUCAGUUUAUUUGUCAUUAAAAUUAAUGAUAAUAAUUUACACUGCCUUUAGUAUGAAGCUGUUUAAAAAGCAGUGCAUGUAAUAAUAUGAAAUACAAACAUGACCCUUUUAAACAUUA